AUGUUCAAGAAGCGCACUGUCAAGACUAAGCCAAGGAAGAAGGAGGCAUCGCAGGAGCCAGAGGUUCUCGGGGACUCUCGGGAUGCUAGCCAAUAUGACAACGAAGAGGAGAAAGUAGACUUACAGGACCUUCUAGCGAUACGUAGACUCCAGAGGCCGAAGCAGGGUAUUGAUUAUACGAAGCUCAACCAAGGUGCUCCACAAAAGAGGCGCAAGCCGAAAGAAGAGCCGACGUACGGUCUUCAGCCGCGGAAAGGCGAUACACAUCAAGAUGAUGAUGAUGAUCCAGAUGACGAAGAAUCGAAGGCUCGCAAGAUAGUACGCUCGAACAAUUUCACCCAGCAAACCAACGCACUUGAUGUGGAUAAGCACAUGAUGGCUUACAUUGAAGAGAACAUGAAGAAGCGAGGGGCUGGUAGGGAUCUUGAUGACGAACUUGAAGAUGAAAAACCCCACGAUCCUCAAGAGGCGCUCUUUAAAUUUGAUGAAAAAUACCGGGCAAAGCCUAAAACACUUGAGGAGGAAGGGAACGUCACGAACAGUUUAGCAAUGUUGACUGCCAUUCCCGAAGUGGAUCUUGGGAUGGAUGUUCGUCUCAGGAACAUAGAGGAAACGGAGAAAGCGAAAAGACAUGUUGCAGAGCAACGUCGAGCGCGCUUUCAUCAAGGUCAACACAAUGAGCCAGAUCUUGGAUCUACACGAUUCUUUCGACCAAAUCAGCACCCACAGGAGUCUGAUGCAGAAGCUCUACGACGAGCGAGAUUGGAAGCUCAGGGAAUUCACGUGGAGCCAGAGACCAAACGUCCAAAGAAUGACCGACGGGAUGUGGCCACAGAUGAACAGGCUAUGGAACGUUUCAAAAAGCGAAUGAGGAGAUAG
This is a messenger RNA of Cantharellus anzutake, 879 nucleotides long. RefSeq names its product hepatocellular carcinoma-associated antigen 59-domain-containing protein. The transcript has 7 exons. The coding region runs from base 1 to 879 and encodes 292 amino acids. Gene Ontology annotation, cellular component: spliceosomal complex. Gene Ontology annotation, biological process: mRNA splicing, via spliceosome. NCBI's taxonomy places the organism in Eukaryota, Fungi, Basidiomycota, Agaricomycetes, Cantharellales, Hydnaceae. The record is from RefSeq and is a predicted model, not a curated record.